Messenger RNA from Pieris macdunnoughi, 1080 nucleotides. The record is from the annotation of a GenBank genome assembly. NCBI's taxonomy places the organism in Eukaryota, Metazoa, Arthropoda, Insecta, Lepidoptera, Pieridae.
AUGAGGUGUUGCAGAACCUGUUUAGGUGAAGGAAAAGAAAUGAAACAUAUUCAUACCAUAAUUUAUAUUGCUGGAAACGACGUUCGUCUUUCUGAUAUUUUAUUAAAUUUUUAUAAUUAUAAGGUUGAAAAAAUGUUGCCUGAAUAUAUUUGUAUUAAUUGUGUAUACCAACUAACUAUCACAUAUUCGUUUAAAAUAUUAAUUGAAUCGAGUACCAAAAAGUUGAUGGAAAAAAUGACUUACAUGGAGUCAGAGAGUGAUAAUAAUGACGAUUAUUUCGCACCAGAUGAAAAGGAAUUUAGUGAACAAGACAUAAAACCAAAAAUUAAAAUGAAUAAUUUAGAAAUUGAAACAUCGGUUGACCUUUUUUGUGUUGAAUGCAAAGCAAUGUUCAGUUCUUCUAAGUCACUAUAUGAACAUUGUAUGAAAACACAUCCUAUCAAAAACACGGUUGGUAGAGCUUGUGAGUAUUGCUGUGAAAAAUUUGAAGACUUUCGAUCAUUGAUCAUGCAUAGAAAGCUCCAUUUGCGACCUUUCAUCUGUGAAAAUUGUUGGGUGGGGUUCUACCGACAAGAUGACAUAAUUGGUCAUCACUGUCAGCCUAGUCCCCAUAAGUCUAAAGAUAACACAGACAAAAAGCUUUUACGACAGUGUGAUCAGUGUGGAAAGUCAUAUCCUCCUGGCUACAUAAGAAUACAUAUGUUAACUCAUGGUAGUAAUAGAGCAUACAGUUGUAAAUAUUGUCCCAAAAAAUUCAAAGUACCAGGUAGUCUCAAUUCUCAUAUACUAUGGAAUCAUAAAAGAACAAGAAAUCAUAGAUGUGAAGUGUGCAAUGCUACUUUUAUAACAUCUAGUUCUAGAAGUUCACAUAUAAGGAAAAAUCACUUGAAAGAAACGAAAUACUCUUGUGAAACUUGUGGAAAGCGUUUCUUCUCUAAGUCAGAACUGCAGAGACAUUCCCUGACUCACACUGGAGUUAAGAACUUCCACUGCCAUUUGUGUGAUAAGUCCUAUCAAACUCGCUACGGACUAAAUGUUCAUUUGAAAUCUCAUCCACAGCCUGUAUUAUUGAGUCUCUAA